Messenger RNA from Cannabis sativa, 778 nucleotides. RefSeq names its product small ribosomal subunit protein uS17. The transcript is spliced from 5 exons. Lineage: Eukaryota; Viridiplantae; Streptophyta; Magnoliopsida; Rosales; Cannabaceae. Gene Ontology annotation, biological process: translation. Gene Ontology annotation, cellular component: cytosolic small ribosomal subunit; ribosome. The record is from RefSeq and is a predicted model, not a curated record. Gene Ontology annotation, molecular function: structural constituent of ribosome. The coding region runs from base 132 to 611 and encodes 159 amino acids.
UAAGGGUAGGGGUAAUUUAGUAAUUUGACAAUUAGGGCUCCUCCGUUACUAUAUAAACUUCUCAUUCUCUCUCCGUCCGCUGAAUUAGGUUUAGGUUUAGGUUUACUUCUUCUGCUUGAGACCGAAUAGCAAUGGCGGAACAGACUGAGAAAGCCUUCUUGAAGCAGCCUAAGGUGUUUCUUUGCUCGAAGAAGUCAUCUAAAGGAAAGAGACCUGGAAAGGGAGGCAACAGAUUCUUUAAGAGCGUUGGUUUGGGUUUCAAGACUCCCAGAGAGGCCAUUGAAGGUACUUAUAUUGAUAAGAAAUGCCCUUUCACUGGAACCGUCUCUGUUAGGGGUCGAAUUCUCGCUGGUACUUGCCAUAGUGCCAAGAUGGUGAGGACAAUCAUUGUUAGGCGAAACUACCUACAUUUUGUUAAGAAGUAUCAAAGAUACGAGAAGAGGCAUUCGAACAUUCCAGCACAUAUUUCUCCUUGUUUCCGUGUUAAGGAGGGAGACCAUGUCAUCAUUGGACAAUGCAGGCCAUUGUCGAAGACAGUGAGGUUUAAUGUGUUAAAGGUUGUUCCAGCUGGGUCUUCGGGUGGUGGCAAGAAGGCUUUCACAGGAAUUUAAUUCAAUUGUUUUCUACUUUUUGUUUACAUUUUAUAUUUGAGUUGAGUGAACUAAAUUAGGUAUGGCUGGCUACUCUACUCUUUGAGAAAAACUUAAAACUUAUUUUCUUCUAUGUAUGAUGAAUUGGUUUCCGAUUAAACCGCUUGAGUAUUGCAAAUUUUGAACUA